Drosophila miranda is the source of this 3068-nucleotide messenger RNA. RefSeq names its product carcinine transporter. Lineage: Eukaryota; Metazoa; Arthropoda; Insecta; Diptera; Drosophilidae. Gene Ontology annotation, cellular component: membrane. The transcript has 7 exons. Gene Ontology annotation, biological process: transmembrane transport. The record is from RefSeq and is a predicted model, not a curated record. Bases 35 to 2074 code for a protein of 679 amino acids. Gene Ontology annotation, molecular function: transmembrane transporter activity.
GUGCGAAUAGACAUUUCCAGCUCAGAGUUUGGCCAUGUCAGAGACUGUGGACAGCGAUGUGGAUGAAUACGAUGAGUUAUCGGAGCUGCGUCAACGCCAGAAGCCCCAAACCCAACCCUCAGUGGAUGAGGCCUUCGAUUUGGAUGAUUUGCUGCCGACCAUUGGUGAAUUUGGCAAGUAUCAAAAGCUUCUGGUCUUUGGUAUUUGCCUGCCCGCCUGCAUUCCUUGCGGCUUUUGUGCCUUCAAUCAGCUGUUUAUGGCUGAUACUCCGGAUGACUAUUGGUGUCGCAUACCCGAAUUGCUGGACAUGCAGCUGGAGCAGCGUAAAUAUCUGGCCAUACCCAAGGAACUGGAAAACGAUGAACUGGUCUACAGCAAAUGCCAUACGUACGGAGUCAAUUGGACGCAACUGCUCGAAUCAUUGGAAGAUGAGAAUGACCUGACCACACUGGAGCCAAACAGCACUUGGCCGGUGGUUAAGUGCAGUCAGGGCUGGGAAUAUAAUACCACAAAUGUGUGGUCCUCCAUUGUGAUUGAUUUUGAUUUAGUGUGCGAUCAGGAUAUAUAUCCAACCAUUGGCUUGGCGGCACUCAAUACUGGUGGACCCGUGGGGGUGUAUCUCUUUGGAUUGCUUAAUGAUCGCGCUGGAAGGAGACUUUCGUACUUCACCUGCCUGGCCACUUUGCUGGCGGGUAGUUUGAUGACUUCGCUGAGCAAGGACUUCUGGACUUGGGCUGGCAGUCGCGUCAUUGUGGGCCUGACUAUACCGGCUGUCUAUCAGAUACCUUUUAUCAUAUCUCUGGAGUUGGUGGGCGAGAACUAUCGUUCCUUUGUAACUGUUAUGACCUGCACCUUUUACACCUCGGGUAUUAUGCUGCUCUCCGUUGUCACCUAUCUGGAGCGGGAUUGGGUGCGCCUCUCUUACAUCACCUCGCUGCCUUUCUAUGCCUAUUUCCUCUAUAUGUUUGUGAUGCCGGAAUCACCCCGUUGGCUUCUGAUGCGUGGCCGCCUGGAAGAGGCCCUCACGAUACUGGAGCGCAUGGCCAGAGUGAAUGGACGACAGUUUCCGGAGGCAGUGCACAGCAAGCUGGAGGCACAAAUCCGCCGCGACAAGCUCAAGAAAGAGAAGAAAAAGGUGGCUAAUGUGGGUCUGAGAGAUCUCUGUCGUACGCCCAAUAUGCGGCUGAAAACAAUACUGAUUACGUUGAGUUGGUUUGCCAAUGAGACGGUCUAUCUGGGCCUCAGCUAUUACGGUCCCUCGCUGGGCACCAAUCAGUAUGUGAGCUUCUUUCUGUCGGCUGUGGUGGAGCUGCCUAGCUAUCUCUGCUGUUGGUACUUUAUGGACACCUGGGGCAGACGUUGGCCACUCAGUUUGUCCAUGAUAUUGGGGGGUGUGGCAUGCGUGAUAACGGUGAUGUUGCCCGAUGAGGCUGUCGAUGAGACUCUAUAUCUGUAUUUGGUAUCCAAGGCCUUGCUCUCGGCCUCCUUUCUAAUCAUCUAUCCAUUUGCUGGCGAACUGUAUCCGACACAAGUACGUGGCAUAGGCAUUGGAGCUUCCAGUUAUAUUGGAGGAUUGGGUCUGAUUGUCAUACCCUUUGUGACAUAUCUGGGCAAGGAGAACCUCAAGUUGCCGCUGGUUAUCAUGGGUUUUGUUUCCAUGCUGGGCGGAAUGACGGGUCUUCGAUUGCCGGAGACCCUGCAUCAUCGUCUGCCGCAGACCAUUGAGGAGGGGGAAGAGUUCGGCAAAGACUGGCAGCUCAAGGAUUGCUGUAGAUGCGCUCAAAAACAGACUGUGCUCUCCCAACCCACAUCGUAUGAGAAUCUGGAUGUUUUGGGUGGUUCAUCCAACACUGCCUCCGAGGCGGAGGUGGAGCUGGAGUUGCGCGACAAUCGUCGCGUCCGCCAGCAGGCGCCCAUGAGCUCUAUUGAUGAGCUCACGCCAUUGGAGGGCAUGGCCAGUGGAAGUGGUCGACCCGUUCAUCGGCCGUCUAUGAAGCGCUUGGUGCGUCAGAUGAGCAUCAUGGAUACACAGCGAACUAAUGAUGGCACCAUGCAACUAACACAUUGGAUUUAGGGAACUCUACUACAUAAAUAAAACAGGCGCUGUAAAGAAAAAGGCAGUACGAAACAGGUGUAGUUUUAGUUUAAAUAAUACUUAAAUAUUGGUAUGAAAUGUGUCCUUAAGUUGUAGGAGGACAGUUGGCAGUUAUUACGGUAGUUUUUUAGUACCCUAAGGGGUUUCCAGCUGUAUCGCUUUUGAUUUGUAUCUCUAGUUUGGUAUAAGAGUUCCAUAAGAUGUGAAGCCUAAACAUAUGUCAUUUAGAUGUUUUAAGAAUAUAUUACAAUUCUGAAAUUUUCCUAAAGCGACGUGUGUAGUUUAAACAGUUUAUAUAUGUAUGUGAACCCAUGAAGACAUAUAUAUAAUAUCUACGACACGAUAGAUAGACAAAAAUAUAGAAGAACGCAUCAACCUGUAACAGUAUAGAAGCAAAUCGUAUAAACUCCAUUAUUAUCGAAGAACCAACAAUUAUGCACAAUACCUGCUAGUUGCAAAUGUAUGCUUUUUUUUGGAUAUACCAACAAAUAAUCUAUGAACACAUUAAAAUAGUAUAACAGAACUAAAAGAACAUUAUAGAAACAAUGGAUUCCUGAUUCCACUUCCUUAAGUUGUAUUUCAGUCGACCUUAAAUUAAGAACAAAGAAUCAUUGCCUCGAUUUGAAUUCGAUAAAAGUACAGUACAGCAGUGUCAGAGGAUAAUUGCCAUAUUUUCAGAUACUUACGGGUCCCAUAACCAUUUCCCAGAUGGAAUAUCAAUUUUAGCUUUAAUUGUAGAGCAUUGCUAUUAGCUGUAAGGCGCGUUUAAUUCAGCUUUAAACAAAGCAUUAAAAACAACAACAAACAUUCCCGAUAGGGGAAAGUAACAAACCGAAAAAAAUUAAUUCCUCAAACAUAUCCGGUAAAAUAAAUAAAUAUAUAUGAGGAGGCGUACUGCAACAUUACAUAUCUCUAACUCUGUCUCUAUGAUAUAUAAAUACAUAUUAUAUUCUGUGUGUGACACACAACAAUA